AUAAGUAAACUUAGUUCGGGGGGAAUUGUCCUUUCAUUCUAUUUUAAAUUUAUUAGUGUCUCAAGCAUCUGAUUCGAAAGAUAAGGCAGAGAAGAAAAGAAAGCAAAAUGGCUUUCACAAUUUCGCCACCUGUACUCCACUCUCUCUCAGUCCGCCGUGUUCGCGACGCGCUCCCCGGACGAUCCAUCAAGGCGCAGGUCAGUAAACCUGCGCCGACGGUUUCUCUCCCUAACCGGAGGCAGCUUCUGUUCUUUCUGACGGCAACGACGGCAUUGACAGUUAAAGACCCGCCGUCGAAAGCGGAGGACAUUCCAUUGUUCGGUUUGAGGAAGAAGUUGAAGAAAGCGGAAGAGGAAGCGACGGAGAUAGUAAAGGAAGGGAUCCGGACAGCUGAGAAUGGGCUGGAGACGGCGGAGAUUGAGAUUAAAACGGCGGAAAAGGAAAUAGAAAGUAGCGUUGAUUAUGGCGCGUUGGUUCAGGCGGGUGCCGUGGCGGGAGCCGAAUUAGUCGGGGUUGUGGUGGCUACUUCUAUUGUUAAUGGAAUUUUAGGGGCUGAUCCUCAAAAAUCUUAAAAUUUUUUGGAUGUUUAAUUUGGUUUAAAGUAAUGUUAUUAAUUGAAGUAAUUACAAUUUUUUUUCUUGUUCA
This is a messenger RNA of Gossypium arboreum, 645 nucleotides long. RefSeq lists its product as uncharacterized. The record is from RefSeq and is a predicted model, not a curated record. Gene Ontology annotation, cellular component: chloroplast thylakoid. Lineage: Eukaryota; Viridiplantae; Streptophyta; Magnoliopsida; Malvales; Malvaceae. The transcript has a single exon. The coding region runs from base 108 to 572 and encodes 154 amino acids.